AUGUGGUGCGCACGUCUGCAGCAGGCCCUCCGGUCCUCCUCUCGCUGCGCCGCCAGCGGACAGGCGGGCCUCCUCUUUGACGUGGACGGCGUUCUGGUCCGUGGAGGUUCUCUGAUCCCCGCGGCUCGACGGGCCUUCAGGAAGCUCCUGGACCAGAACAACAACUUCCUGUUUCCCGUGGUGUUCGUCACCAAUGCAGGAAGCUGUCAGAGACAACAGAAAGCACAUCAGCUGUCUCGCCUACUGGACAUCCAGAUCACCCCAGAGCAAGUAGUCCUGUCCUACAGUCCCUUGCAAAUGUUAAGGAGCUUCCAUGAUAAGUGUGUGCUGGUUUCUGGACAAGGACCUGUCCGAGACAUCGCCAACACUUUGGGUUUUCAGAAGGUGGUCAGCAUGGAGCAGCUCAGAGAACAUCACCCCCUGCUGGACAUGGUGGACCACAACAGGAGACCCAAACCAUCAGCCGCUCCUCUGCAGAAGUUGCCCAGAAUUGAAGCCGUGGUGCUGUUUGGCGAGCCAGUCCGAUGGGAGACCAACCUGCAGCUGCUAGCGGAUGUCCUGCUGACCAAUGGAAGUCCUGGUUCCGCUUACGAGACGCAGCUGUCGGCCCAGCUGCCGGUGCUGGCGUGUAACGUGGACCUGGUGUGGAUGGCUGAAGCGCCGUCUCCGCGGUUCGGUCACGGAAUGUUCAUGCUGUGUCUGGAGUCUGUGUACAAAAAACUGACGGGUCGAGAGCUGCAAUACCAGGCGCUGCUGGGAAAACCUGGUCUGCUAACAUAUCAGUAUGCUGAACACGUACUAAGACUGCAGAACCACAACCACAACCUGACCACCAUCUACGCCAUUGGUGACAACCUCAUGACAGACGUUUACGGAGCCAACCUCUAUCAUCGCUACCUGGCUCAGCAGCACACCGCCAUGACUCCGCCCGCCAGGAUGAUUGCCCAAGGAGCAGGAAGUCAGGUGACGACGGGCGUGAAGGAGGAGCUGGCUUCUGCGGCAGCUCAGUGUCGCUCCAUACUGGUGUGCACAGGUGUCUAUAGCCCCGCCCCUGGCAAGGAGAGCUGCCAUGCCAGCCAGCCUGUCUUCCACGCUCACAGGGACACGGUGGUGGAAGCGGAGAUGGUGGAGCCGAGCUACGUGGUGGAAGACGUGGAAGCUGCCGUCGACCUGGUGCUCCAGCAACAGAGCUCUGCAACCUUUCACCUCUAAUCAUUUUACCUCCUGAUCUCAUAUCCUAUUUUGGACUGACACUGACUUUUUAUACUCAUUUAAUUCCUUUUUACGUGAAUUUCUUAGAAACUAACAGUGUUGCUUAUCUGUCCCUCAAUCUGUUUGGACUAAAUAGUUGUUCUUAUUUAUGUCAGUGAUAAAAACCAAGAAGUUUACAAGCCAGGAUACUUCAUAUUGUGAUUUUUUAAAAAUUAUAUAUCUAUUACUAUACUAUCUUUCUCAACACUGUCAGUAUCAUUGUUUGGAAAUACAAAAAUUUAAACUGAAUAUGGCGAGAACAUAAGAAUAUUUGGUGCAUUUUUGUAUUUCAGUCAUACCUCUGCAUUCAAUAAAGGAUAAGAAAAAUAUUCAUCUGGGACAGUUGGCUGAAAAACUAUGGAAAAGAAACUAUACGACGGAGGGCUGUGGUUCUUUGCGUUUUCAUUGGAUGCUGCU
Dunckerocampus dactyliophorus (ringed pipefish) is the source of this 1668-nucleotide messenger RNA. RefSeq lists its product as uncharacterized. Lineage: Eukaryota; Metazoa; Chordata; Actinopteri; Syngnathiformes; Syngnathidae. Gene Ontology annotation, biological process: glycerophospholipid biosynthetic process. Gene Ontology annotation, cellular component: mitochondrion. The record is from RefSeq and is a predicted model, not a curated record. The transcript has 9 exons. Bases 1 to 1212 code for a protein of 403 amino acids.